Molecule: messenger RNA, 529 nt
Organism: Trachymyrmex cornetzi
Lineage: Eukaryota; Metazoa; Arthropoda; Insecta; Hymenoptera; Formicidae
Exons: 3
Coding region: 162-473 (103 amino acids)
Source: RefSeq, a predicted model, not a curated record
CGAUAAUAUCACACAAUACUAUCCCCGACGCUUUCAUGACUGAAAUGUCAUAAACAAAAUAGCUAUCAGUUCCAACCAUGGUCCCAACUUUUAAUUAAUUUAUUUUUGAUCAUCUAAAUUUCCUCCAAAUUUCACUUUCACUUCCUUUAAAAUUGCAUACGAUGGCAUUUCUAAGACUUGCCUUUCUUAUUUCCUAUAUAAUUUUGAUCAGCAAUGUCACGUUAUAUCGAGGUGCAGAUAAUAACGAAAAUGUAAUGGAAGAUGGCACGGACUAUGCUCUUAAAAAAUCACAUCGCUAUUCAGUUAUUGAGGAGAAUUUUUCAGAAGAAUCGCAAGAUGAGGGAAAAAGGAUAGAAUCGCCUUUACAAGAUGCUUUGAAGACUGCAAAAUGUUACAUAGAAUCUCGAAAUAGCGAGUCAUUGAAGAAAAUAUUGUCGGCUACUUGCGCACCUGAUGAAGAAAAGCAAAUUUGAAAAACAUUUAUGCCACAAAUAUCUGACCGUUUUGUGUAUAAUUAUUUAUAUUUUAG